UAUUUAUUAAGCGGAUGAAUUUAAAUUUGUUAUAACUUCUAAAGUGUUAAAAGUUAUUAUACACAAUACGUGUAAGCGCUGAAACUAAAUCGUUAUGAAUUUAUUGUGCAACUAAUAAUUGUUUCAUAAAAAAUCUGUGAUCCAAAAUGAGUUCAAAGUACAAAUCACCACUAAUAAGAUCCAGAAAUACAUCUGCUACUACAGACAGCCCAUCGCCAAAUGUAGAAUUGCCUUCAAACCCAAUUCACCGAAACUUAAACGAUAAUAAUAUUUUGUAUGACAACAAACCUCAGCCAUCACCACCUGCCAAUCAAAAUUGGAGAGGACGUGCUUCUAGUUCACCGAGAUUCAAUAGUCCAAGAUUCAGAGGGAGAGGAUCACCAUACCAAUGGACUCCUAACAGAUUUAACAACAGUAACAGUUUAGAUCAAAACAAUAUGCAUCGUUUUUCUUCUCACAGACCGCCAUUCAAUAAAUAUAAAAGUCAAAAUUCUAAUAGAAAUCAAAAUCGAAGUAAUGAUAAUAUUGAUGAAAGUUUCUUUCAUCCAUCAAUGUUGGAAGAUCCGUGGGCCCCAUUGUUAAAUGAUUCGACAAAUAACACUGAAGAUAAAAUUGUAUGAAUAAAUAAUGAGUUGUAUAUUACUACCCAGCGGUUUUGUAUCUUUGUAUUCAUUAUGUAUUGCAAUGUAAAAAAUAUAAUAUAUUUAAAUAUUAUUGUACAUGAAAAAUAGCUUGCUCCAGA
Aphis gossypii (cotton aphid) is the source of this 742-nucleotide messenger RNA. RefSeq names its product dr1-associated corepressor homolog. The record is from RefSeq and is a predicted model, not a curated record. The coding region runs from base 147 to 620 and encodes 157 amino acids. The transcript is spliced from 4 exons. Lineage: Eukaryota; Metazoa; Arthropoda; Insecta; Hemiptera; Aphididae.